Meira miltonrushii is the source of this 5391-nucleotide messenger RNA. RefSeq names its product beach-domain-containing protein. Gene Ontology annotation, molecular function: metal ion binding; protein binding. The transcript has a single exon. NCBI's taxonomy places the organism in Eukaryota, Fungi, Basidiomycota, Exobasidiomycetes, Exobasidiales, Brachybasidiaceae. The record is from RefSeq and is a predicted model, not a curated record. Bases 1 to 5391 code for a protein of 1796 amino acids.
AUGACAAGUGACGAUGAACGAAUACUGGACAAAGGGGAAGGUGACCGGAUCACUACUCAAAAUAUCUCAUCAAAUUUGACGAACUUAUUCAAAAAAGCGGUAAACAAUUCUACGUCCGCAUCAUCGGAACAAGUUGAAGCAUUGGAUAGCCUGAUCGAAAAGGCAAGUAGAAAUCCUUUGGAACAUCAUGCAAUCACCUUUACGACUCCAGAUGAUAUGAUUAGCAUGGCUGCUUUACGACGACCUUUUCCACCUUCACUCUCCUCAACUGGAUUUUCAUUUUUCACUUCCAUAAAGAUUGUACAAGAGAGCACGGUUCCGAACCCGAUUGAUAUUCUGCAUCUAUUCGACAGCGCUCAAAAGUCUUGCUCUGUUCGAUUGACGAUUGAACCGCAGACAAACCAUUUGAGCUAUUCAUCCGGCAUACGACAUCAAACACUGCAUUUCCCUUCCGGCGUUUUGCAGGUAGGGAGAUGGCAUCAUGUAUGCCUGAUACAUGAAAGGCCGGCAGGAGAUUCGCAUUCAGCUUCGGUGCAACUGUAUCUGGAUGGUAAGCUAGUCAAUGCAUAUAACAAUGUGCUGUGGCCUUCUGCUCCUCCACCUUCUAGUGUCGUACGAAUGACAAUCGGUGGUGGCCUACCUUCCAAACCGACAACGGACACGGUCGCUCCCAUGGUAUGGUCAAUAGGUCCAACGUAUAUGAUCGAUACCGCUUUGGACUCAGAAAUACCAUUUAUACUGGCAGAACUGUCAUCGAGUGGCUACGAUGGAAACUUUCAAGGCAAUCUAGGCCGUUUUCUCACUUACGCAACAAGCACAAAGGUAAAUUUACGUCUUGCCAGUGCGGCAGCUGAUGGAGAAUCAUCUUCAGAAGCAGCGGAAAUGAUUACCGGAUCUGCAAAGAAGAUAUUUCGGGAAGAUGCAUUUUAUUUCAUUUUGAGCGGAGGUGAAUCUACUUUGGCCGGUCAAAUGAUUCCCAAUCGAGCUUCUUCUUCCCGUGCCAGACAACCACAACCGUGGUCAUUUGCCAGCUUAAUCGGAAAUGCAUCUUUGGCCAAAUAUACGACCAUUGAAACAUCUACCUUUGCUGACAACGUGUGGCGCCUAGGCGGCUUCGCUCUUCUUUUUCGCAUCAUUGAGCAAAGUCAAGACUCGGAAUCACUUGAGAAGAGUCUCACUUUGUUCUUCACUGUGAUAAGCUCUUCUUGGCGUUUAUCGGAAGAGAUUGAAGUGGCUAGAGGGUAUGAAGUUUUGCAUUAUCUUAUCUCGCAAAAGAGACACUUGAUCAAUGUGCCUAUCUUGCACACCUUUUGCAAAGCGAUCGGUUGGGAGAGUGAUCCCAAAAAAGAUGACGAAUUGGUGGCUCUUGUCAACCCAUUUUUGUUCCGUGUAUGCAUGCUCGACUUUGGUUUAUGGGCAAGUGCAUCAUCUAUAGAAGUGCAAAUUGCUCAUUUGGAAGUUUUAAACACGCUCUUGAGAACAUCAAAGUAUCGAAGGUUCAAUGCUAAGCGGGUCGCCAAAAUGCAGAUCACACGAAAGCUGUUGUCAUUUUUGAGCGGAACCAAUGGUGGCGCAAACACAGAUUCUAGCUACAACAUACUCUCAACCUACACAUCUGAGCAACAGGCAAUGCUUGCGGUGGAAUACGUUUCGGCUUUACGAACAUUGCUCGUUGCCAACUUCAACGAUGCUGCAAUUCGCGCCAUUUCCAGCUUCUUGGCAAUUCAUUUAUGCAAGCCGAAAAGUGACAACUCUCAAUCUUCCUUCACUUACUUGAUCGCCUCUACCUCUUUUGAGAUGCUAGGCGAUUUGAUGUUGGGAAGACCGGCUUACCUGCGCAAAUUUGGAUCAUUGGUCAAUAUUCGAUGGUUGAGAAUGUUUGUAAGCUUGACGACAGACCCGCGUGCCAGUAGAAGAGCGUUGGAUGUCAUGGGAGGUUUGGUUACGCACGAUCCUCGUUAUGCCGAACAGAAACAGCGAAUCAAAGAUGAUGCACAACCUGCAACGCCCACUGCUGCCAGAAGAGCUAAACUUUGGUAUGAAAGUAUCCGAACAGCUGAAGAGAGCCGUAACGUUCGAGUAAAAAUGGACGCUAGAGAAGCAAUGUCGAUCGCUGCAAGACAAUGGCAGGCACAAAUGGUUCCCGAGCUGUACCGAGAACGUGGUUGUUUGGAGGAAGUUUCGACUACAGAUCGUACUUUUGAGUUAGAUCCUACCGAAGGACCUCUACGUAUGCGAGCAAAGCUUAAAGAAUGGCGUGAACCAUGGGAUGAUGUGCUUUCCGCAAAGAAGCAAGAAGAUCAUCUUCCAGCUGAUUUCAAAAGUAUGCACAUUGACGAAGGAAGCGGUAUGGUAGCAGAUGAAGAUGAAACAGAAGCCGAAGGCAUUCCAACACCCGUGCCUGCAACACACUCUCAACCCCCAACACCAAUGGGCGAUGCUUCCAUGCAAGGGGAGAAUGGCGAAGCCAACACUAGCAUGGAUGCAAGUGUAUCCCUAGAGUCGUUCUCGGGAGAUACUUCACUUGCUCAUGAUGAAAAGUAUCGAAGAAUCAUUCGUUCGCUUGAACGUGGUGACGUGAUCGAAGGAGUAGAGAAUUCUUUGCGAGUCGUAUUUAUCGAAUGUCGUGCCUCUUUGCUCAUUUUUGGCAGGAAAUGCUUCUAUGUGAUCGAUGACUACUUCCAACGUCCAGAUGGAGAGUUAUGCAAUGUAUGGGAAGCACCCGAAGAAGAACGCGAUACAAUUGUUAUGUCCACUUUGGGUAAUGGCACAAAUGGUACUCACAGCAAAGGAAGCAGUUCCACCGAAAAGGAUGGUUCCACAAACACUAGAGAAGGAGGGACAGCUGUUGCGGCAAUGACGCUUGUCCAACAGCUGGAAGGAGACAGACAGCAAACCCGCCGAUGGAGAUGGUCAGAUUUGGACUUGAUCACAAUCAAGACAUUCUUGCAUAGAAAGACGGCAAUCGAGAUCGCUUUCCGCGAUGGUCAAACUUGCCUUUUGGUGUUAGCAAGCACGUCUCAAGCCAAUGCGGUGUAUGAGACACUCUCUUCGAGGAAUCGUGCAGCCGCACAAGCAUUCAAGAAUCUGACUAGCGGUAUCAGCCCACAACUUGAACAAGCAAAUGGUGGUGUGGGAUUGGCUAGAUUCAAGAGUGCUGUUCUACAGCGUGGCUCUGGUCAUGCCUUUGGAUCGAUCACUCAACGAUGGACGGAAGGAAAAAUGUCAAACUUUGAGUACUUGAUGUGUCUCAAUACAGCCUCAGGAAGGACGUAUCAAGACAUUACACAGUAUCCCAUAAUGCCAUUCAUCUUACGUGACUAUGCAAGUGAAACACUCGAUCUAUCUAAUCCAGAGUCUUUCCGAGAUUUGUCACUGCCCAUGGGUGCACAACAGAUCAACAGACGUAAACAAUUCCAGGAACGGUAUGAACAGCUAGAUGAAAUGUAUCAGAUGGAAGGAGGAUCUGGUGGAACAAUGCCCGCUCCUUUUCACUAUGGUACACAUUAUAGUACAGCUGCAACUGUCAGCGGCUUUUUGAUCAGAUUGAGACCGUUUGAUAAGAUCGUAAAGGCUUUGCAAGGUGGGACAUUCGAUUUAGCGGAUCGUACGUUUGGCUCGAUUGGUCAUGCAUAUCAUUCUGCUGCGGAGGGCUCGCUGGGAGAUGUUCGAGAGCUGAUUCCGGAAGCCUUCUAUUUACCGGACUUCCUAGUGAAUGCAAACAAGUUCGACUUCGGUCAAAUGCAAAGCGGUGCUGUUGUAAAUGAUGUUGAACUUCCGCCAUGGGCACAGAAUGAUCCGCUUCUGUUCAUCAAACUACAUCGAGAGGCAUUAGAGAGCGAUUUCGUCUCUCAAAGGUUGCACUUGUGGAUCGAUCUAAUCUUUGGAUAUAAGCAACGUGGACAAGCAGCAGUAGAUGCUACAAAUUGCUUCCACGAGCUCUCAUAUCAGGAUGGGUCGGUGGAUAUCCACACUAUAGAAUCCCCCUUGGAGCGACAAGCGGUAUUGAAAACCAUCCAUAUGUUUGGCGUUUGCCCGCGUCAGCUCUUCAAGGAACCCCAUCCACCACGACAAGCUCCUGCAAAACCUGAACUGAAAUUAUCCGUUCCAUGUACGCCUUGGCUAUUGACACAAAGCGCGGCUCCAAUUCGUAUGAUGAAACAAUCUGCUGUUCAUUUCCUCUACCUUCCCGCACCUGGCAGUGGAAAUGGAGAUAUUGCAAAGACGUUUGGAUCUCCUAAGGAGUACCUCAUCCUUCUGCAAGCAUCUAUGUCGCUAUCCUUUGGACAUGCUGAUGGAAGUAUACGCUUCUAUGCCAGAGAUAACAAGGAUGAAGUUAAAGGAGUUGCAGAACAGGUACUACCGGAGCAGAUCACUUGUGUGGUCGAUGCAAGUCUGUCAUCCACAUCUACCAAGCAGAAGCAAGUGCGAAUUUUGAUUGGUGGAUCAGAGGGAGCAUUGACUGCAUGUGAAAUUGAUCCUACCUCAUACGAGAUGAACACCGUCAAGGCGUACAGAGGUGGUCAUACAGACGCAAUUCUAUGUUUGGAUCAUUGCGCCGCUUGGAGUUUGACCGUGAGCGGAUCGCAAGAUGGAACUGCAAUUGUUUGGGAUCAUCUCGGGGCUUAUGUGCGAUCGCUCCCGCAUGAUGAACCAGUACAAUGUGUUACAAUUUCACGCUCUAGUGGUCUUAUCGCAACUGCUUCAGGUUUGACGCUGAAGUUGUGGUCCAUCAAUGGUGACUUUAUCGCAUCUAUUGAGACAAGCAAUGAUUUGGAUGAUAAAGUGACAUGCUUGACAAUCUACGAAGGCGCAAACGUAGAAGGCGGCAAUAGCGAAUCAACGAUGAUGUCUUGCGAUGAUGAUCAACAAAGUUUAUGUAUGAUCUUUACAGGACAUCGCGGUAAGCUGAUCGGAUGGAGAUGCGUUUCCGAUCAUGAACGGAAAGCGGAAGCUCAAAAGAGACAAUCUGUUGCUUCUAUUUCCGCUUUCAACAGCACUGGAUGGCGUCUGGAACCUUUCCACGUAUCCGAACAUCGUGAUCGAGUCAUGCCUGGCUCAUCACCACGAAUUGGCGCACAAGCAUUGAUUACUGCAUUGCGAUUUUAUGGAGAUACUCUUUUAUCCGGAGAUGAACUAGGGCGGGUGUAUGCUUGGACGUUACCCGGUAAAUCAGUCGAUGUCACUUUGACAUCAACGAAUAUGUGCAUGCAAUGUGCACGCAAGCUGGGACUGUUUGAGAAGAGGAAUCACUGUAACGCAUGUGGUCAAUUGUGCUGCCUGACUUGCUUGUUCAGCUUGGCAGGCUCUCCGUUUGGAUCUUAUAAGUAUUGUGCAGAUUGUAGAGAUCAUUUGAGCUUGUUGGUUUCGAAAUCUCCAUCACUACAUUAG